GUUUUAAAAUAGAGGAAUGUUUUCACAGGCCACAAUAUUUGUGCCCAGCCGUUUAUAUGUUCUAUAUGUGUUGACCAGAACAACGAAAGCAUGAAGAAACUCAUUUUUUUGUGGUCUUUAUGUCAGAUGUCAUGCUGCUAUGAAACAGGUUCUCACUCCAUAUGGAUGAAGGCAACAUACAUCAGUGGAAAGACUCCAUUUCCAGAAUUCUCAGGAUAUGUGAUGUUGGAUGACAUUGUGUUUGCAUACUAUGAUUCGAAUGAACACAAAUUAUUACACAAAGACAUCAAUAAGGCCUCAAACACCAGUUUUGAUGAAGAUGAUAUGAGUUAUUUUGAACACUUUAUUGGAUAUGUACAUGGAAGUCUGAAAGGUCGAGGAUCUUAUCUGAACAACUAUUUCAACCACACAAAUGAUACUUGCACCUUUCAGAGACUUUCUGGAUGUGAACUACUGGACAAUGAUAAACCAGGAUUGAUGACUAGCACGGAUGCUUACAAUGGGAAGGCUGUUGAAGGAGUGUAUUAUGAUGUAGACCAUGACGUUCUUCACACUAACUGCAAGUGGACAAAUGAGGAGAGUUCAAUAUGGACUCCAAAUAUGAACUUGCCUUCCCUGUUCAGAAUGAUAUACCACCAAUUGCAUCACAUUUCUCAAAAAACAUCUGGCCAAAGAAAGAAACCGUGUGCUGAAAAAGGUGAAGCCCAGAGCCAGGCUCCUCCAGAGAGAAAAUAUGGGCUCAACAGGUGUUCUGUUGACCUGUCUGGCCACUGGUUUCUACCCCCGUCACAUCAACCUGACCCUGCUAAGAGACGGCCAGCCUGUGUCUGACCACCAGAUCACUGGGGGGGAGCUGCUACCUAAUGGAGAUGAGACGUACCAGAUGAGGAAGAGCCUGGAGGUCAGUGCAGAGGAACUACAGCAUCAACACUACACCUGCACAGCUGAACACCUCAGCCUGGACAAACAAGCUGGACAUUGAUUUGGAGCGAGAUUGGGACUCGGUAACUACACCCAUCGGGUUCUCUGCACCGCUGGCUGUGUGUGUGUGCUGCCUGGUUGGAGCCAGUAUCGGGUCUUCAUCAUGUGUAGGAGGAAAACAACGAAAGAUCAGGGCUCCCAGACUACUCUUUCCAGUAACUCCACAGCUGCCUCAAAUGAGGGAUCCCAGACUACACUGUUGAGUAACUCCACAGCUGCCCAAAUGUUUCUCUAUAGAGGAAGAGUCCAGGUGCUACGUUCCACAUAGAUGACAACAUAACAGCAAGGAAACAAAAUGCAAGUCCUGCGGGUAAAAGAGGCAGCAACUACUGGAAGCACAAUAUUCCAUCAGACAAGCUGAAAGCAACAAUUCAUCCACCAUGUUGGGGCUACUGUUUAUCUUCUAUUCAUUCCAUAUUCUCUCUGUAAAAUCAGGUUUGCAUUCUUUGUUGCUGUUUCAUAUAUAUUUAGUGGGUGAGACUCCAUUCCCAGAAUCCCAGACUCUGUUUAUGCUGGAUGACAUUCAGAUUGGAUACUACAACUCAAAAGACAACAAGUUUGUACACAGAGGCAUGAAUGGUCUGGAGAGAACACCUGAUGCCAUAGAACUGGAACUAGCUCCUAAAUUGAAAUUGAAUCAUGAACGUAUGAAAAAUAAGGUCUCUUAUCUGAGACAGAUUCUGAACCACACAAACAGUAUUCAUGUUCUACAGAGAGCUGCAGGAUGUCAGUUACAGGAAAAUGACGACGUAGGAAUUUACUUGAGCAAAGACGCAUUCAACGGGGAGGCUGGAGAUGUCCGCUAUUACAAUCCACAAAAUGACAGCCUUCAUUCUGACUGGGUGUGGCCAGAAGCAAUGGACAAUACAUGGCCUGGGGGUGUGCAUAUAGCUUAUACAUGGUACCAUGAUCUCUGCAUUGAACGCCUGAAAACACACUUGGCCAAAGAAAAGAAUCGUAUUUUUAAAAAGAUGAAGCCCAGAGUCAGGCUCCUCCAGAAGACACUCCCAGACUCUGGAGGGGCCAAAGUGACCUGCCGGGCCACUGGUUUCUACCCCCGUCACAUCAACCUGACCCUGCUCAGAGACGGCCAGCCUGUGUCUGACCACCAGAUCACUGGGGGGGAACUGCUACCUAAUGGAGAUGAGACGUACCAGAUGAGGAAGAGCCUGGAGGUCAGUGCAGAGGAACUAAGAGAGAAACACCAGUACUCCUGCACAGCUGAACACCUCAGCCUGGACAACAAGCUGGACAUCAGUUUAGAUCAUGAGUGGGAUUCAGUAACCACAUCCAUUGUGCCCUCCGUGCUUAUUGCUGCUGGGUUAGUGUGUCUUGCUGGAGUCGUUGCCUUUAUCAUAUGGAGGAGGACCCACACAGGUCGAGGCUCACAGACCUCUCUGCAAGUGAACACAGACGCUUCAGGAACGUCUCCAGACUGCACCCUGCACUCAAACAACGCUCCGCUGAAGUGCUCGUCAACACCCUCGUAACAUCACACAACGCUCCACUGAAGUGCUCGUCAACACCCUCGUAACAUCACACAACGCUCCACUGAAGUGCUCGUCAACACCCUCGUAACACCACACAACGCUCCACUGAAGUGCUCGUCAACAUCCUCGUAACACCACACAACGCUCCACUGAAGUGCUCGUCAACACCCUCGUAACACCACACAACGCUCCACUGAAGUGCUCGUCAACACCCUCGUAACACCUUUCAUCAACUACUGCACUGCAAUCCUGACAGGCAUUCCAAACAAACUCAUCCAUCGCCUCCAACUCAUUCAACACUCUGCAGCACGGAUCAUCACCUGCACAAAGUCCUCCCAACAUGUUACACCUCUCCUGAUAGAGCUACACUCUCAACAGAUCAACUUUGCACCCAAACUGUGGAACUCACUCCCCUCACACAUCCGCACUC
Molecule: messenger RNA, 2901 nt
Organism: Alosa sapidissima (American shad)
Lineage: Eukaryota; Metazoa; Chordata; Actinopteri; Clupeiformes; Clupeidae
Product: major histocompatibility complex class I-related gene protein-like
Exons: 15
Coding region: 1362-2471 (369 amino acids)
Biological process (GO): immune response
Cellular component (GO): external side of plasma membrane
Source: RefSeq, a predicted model, not a curated record